Blepharisma stoltei is the source of this 1053-nucleotide messenger RNA. The record is from the annotation of a GenBank genome assembly. NCBI's taxonomy places the organism in Eukaryota, Ciliophora, Heterotrichea, Heterotrichida, Blepharismidae.
AUGGCAUCUGUUCAAUGCAGUCCUUCAAUUCUUUACAACCAAAGGCAUAACACAUUAUUUAUAAAAAUCAACCGACCAGAAUCCCUCAAUUCUUUUAACAUGGAGAUGCUCAACACAAUGCAUUAUUUAGUCAAAAAGGCAAAAGAUGAAAAUCUGAACUUGGUUAUCUCUGGUAAGGGCCGAGCCUUAAGUGCAGGAGCUGACAUUGUUACAAUGGCCAAAGGUGAAAUAAACCCUGAGAUGGCAUUUGAGUCUAUUUAUAAAUUAGCAUAUUUUGCGUCAUCAUUACCAACUGAGAGAGUCGCUUUUAUGAAUGGAAUUACGUUUGGAGGAGGUGUUGGGCUGUCUUGGUCAUCCUCUAUUAGAGUUUCUACCCCAAAUACACUAUGGGCUAUGCCUGAGGUGACUAUAGGAUUUGUCCCUGAUAUCGGUGCAUCUUAUCAUUUAAGUAGAAUAAAUCCUCCAGAGCUAGGCUUAUAUUUAUCACUUACAGGAGACAGACUUAAUGGAGUUGAUUGCUAUUUAUUUGGCAUUUCAGAAUAUUUUAUAGAAGAAGAUGUUGAUAAAGUUAUCAAUGAAAUGUAUGAAACAGGGAAUUUAAAGCCAACAUUAGAAAAAUAUCACAGGGAGCCCAAUAAAAAUAAGUCAAAAAUAUGGCCAGAUUUAAAAGACCUGAUAUAUUGUUUUAACACUUAUUUAGGGAUUGAGUAUAUUAUGUAUAGACUAAGAGAACUAGGGACUGAAUGGAGCUUGAAGACUUUGGAAAGGAUGAAAAUUAUUUGUCCAUUAUCAUUAGUAAUUGCACAGGAAUCUUUUAGAAGAGGGAGACAUAUUACUUAUAGGGAGUCUUUUAUCAUGGAAUAUAAUUUAGCAUCCCAACUUAUUCAUCAUAGGGCUGAGAACUUCAGAAAUGCAGUAAAAAAUAAGCUGAUAGCUAAAAGCAAGCAUGGAGUUGGCUGGGUUCCUGAUAAAAUUACUAGUAUAGGUGACACUACAAUAAGACCUUAUUUUCUUAACAAAGAAGGAAGAAAAUUAGAGCUCCCAAGACUUUAA